Molecule: messenger RNA, 1901 nt
Organism: Colius striatus (speckled mousebird)
Lineage: Eukaryota; Metazoa; Chordata; Aves; Coliiformes; Coliidae
Gene: RSAD1
Product: radical S-adenosyl methionine domain containing 1
Exons: 9
Coding region: 1-1377 (458 amino acids)
Biological process (GO): porphyrin-containing compound biosynthetic process
Cellular component (GO): cytoplasm
Molecular function (GO): coproporphyrinogen oxidase activity; 4 iron, 4 sulfur cluster binding
Source: RefSeq, a predicted model, not a curated record
AUGGCGGCGCGGGGGUGGCGGCGGGCGGCGGCCGCUGCUGCGGGGCGGCCCGGCGGGGGCGGCCCGGGACGGGGCUCGGCAUCGAGUGCUGCCCCGGGACCGGCCCCGGGACCGGCCGCCCCCGCCGCGGCCGCGCUCUACGUGCACUGGCCCUACUGCCGCAAGCGCUGCUUCUACUGCAACUUCAACAAGUACGUGGUGCCGGCGGUGGACGAGGCGGCCGUGCGCGCCUGCCUGGUGCGGGAGGCACGCACCCUGCUCCGCCUUGGCCAGGUGCAGAGAGUCACCUCCGUCUUCUUCGGUGGGGGCACCCCCAGCCUGGCGAGCCCCCGCACCAUUGCGGCGGUGCUGGAGGCCGUGGCGGGGGCUGCCCACCUCCCUGCUGCUGCCGAGGUCACGCUGGAGGCCAACCCCAGCUCCAGCAGCUCCCCACGCCUCGCUGGCUUCAGGGCAGCUGGGGUCAACCGCCUCUCCAUCGGUGUCCAGUCGCUGGAUGACGCUGAGCUGCGGCUGCUGGGCCGGGAGCACACGGCUGCAGAGGCACGGGAGGCUGUGGAGGUGGCACGGAGGCUCUUCCCUGGCAGAACCUCCCUUGACCUCCUCUUCGGGCUGCCAGGGCAGAGCCAGAGCGCCUGGGCCCGGGGACUGGAGAUGGCGCUGGGGCUCUGUGAUGAUCACAUCUCCCUGUACCAGCUGACGCUGGAGCGGGGCACAGCGCUGGCGGCACAGGUCUUGGGGGGAUCCCUGCCCACACCCCCCCAGGACCUCCUGGCUGACAUGUACCACACAGCCUGUGCCAUACUGGUGGCCGCUGGCUUCCGCCACUAUGAGGUCUCCAAUUUUGCAAGGAAGGGUGCCCUCAGUGCCCACAACCUGUCGUACUGGCGGGCUGAGCAGUACAUCGGCGUGGGGCCAGGGGCCCACGGGCGGUUUGUGCCGUGGGCUGAGGGCGGCUGCAGCCGGGAGGCUCGUGUCCAGACGCUGGAGCCGGACGCCUGGAUGCAGGAGGUGCAGAGCCGGGGGCACGGCACCAGGAGGAGAGUGGUGCUGAGCCCACUGGAGCAGCUGGAGGAGGUGCUCGCCCUGGGACUGCGCACAGACGAGGGUGUCACGCACGAGCGCUGGGGGCACUUCUCCCCCCAGCUCAGCCUGGAGGCCGUGUUCAGGGCACCAGGAGAGGCGAGGACGCUGCAGCAGCAGGGCUGGCUGCUCCUGGACAGUGGGGGCCUGCGGUGCACCGCGGAGGGCCUGGCGCUGCUGGACUCGCUGCUGCCCGGGCUGCUGUGCCAGCUGCAGCAUGCCUGGGCCCUCAGCCAUGGCAGUAAGGCCCCAGAGAUGAGCCCCACGGCGGACAGGGCUGGUGGUGAGGCUGCUUGAACAAAGGCUGAAAGAUGGAAAAGCUCUGCUAGGUCUUUGUGGUGGUUUUGCUGUGCUGAUGUGCUUGCUUCAACAGUUUUGAGAGGUUUUGUGUGCACAGGUGGAUAAGAAACAAACCAUGUGGAUUGACUUAUAGUUGCCACAGGGGGUCUCAGAUAAGAUUCUGUCUGGGAUGUUUGGAGGGGAUGCAGAUAACCCAGCAAGACCAAGAUAAGAAACCUAAGAACUCUGUACAGAGUGAUGAGCUGAGACAAAGACCAUAUGUAGAAGAAGGAGCUGAGUGUUCAUAGAAAGGAUACUAAGAGACUCCUCUUCAGCAAACCACUGAGGACCACCAAAGACCCCACGGGGAACCUUCAGAGACCCAGGCCAUGUGUAAAUGUGAUAGGACAUGGUGUACAUAUGGCUGGGAAAUCUAAUGCAUAGGUAUGGAACAGGGAAUAUAAUCCUUGUACAACCCAGCAUGUGGGAUGCCUGUGUGCAAUAAACAGUGCCUGCCUUCUGACAGGUACCACAGACUGCUA